AUGCUCAAAAGAUUAUUGCAAAGCUUGAAGAACAUCCUCAAACCAAUAAAAAGUCAGGUAAUGACCGAUCUAGACGCUUAUAACAAAAUCAAAGAAGGCAAGGCAGAAAUACUGUUUCCAAAAGAAGACAAAGUUUUUUAUAACCCUAUCCAACAAUUCAAUAGGGAUCUCAGCAUCUGCGGAAUACGAGCCUGGAGUGAAUUGUACCAAUCCGCUGGUAAGAAGAGAAACAACGAGGGAGAAGUCAAACCUUUCAUUAAUAUUUUGGAAGCUCUAAGUGCUUCUGGAUUGAGAGCUUUAAGAUAUGGUCACGAGAUUCCCCUGGUGAAAAAGGUUGUGGCCAAUGACUUUUCCCCAGCUGCUGUGGAAAGCAUCAAGUUGAACAUUGAACAUAACCAAUUGAAUGGGAUAGUAAAGGCAAACGAAGGUGAUGCCAUAUUAUUUAUGAGCCAAUUUAGGGAUAAACCAGAGUUCCAUGUUAUAGAUCUAGACCCUUAUGGAACGGCUACUCCCUUUAUUGACAGCGCCGUUCAAGCUGUGAAAAAUGAUGGACUACUAUUGGUGACAUGCACCGAUUUAGGUGUCCUUGCUGGAUCUUCUUAUCCCGAAAAAUGUUUUGCUCUAUAUGGUGGUACUAACAUUCCAGGUGACGCAACCCAUGAGUCGGCUUUGAGAUUAGUGCUAAGCAUGAUAGCAUCAACUGCCGCCAAAUACAAAAAGACUAUCGAGCCUAUGCUUUCUCUCAGCAUUGACUUCUAUGUGAGAUUAUUCAUCCGCGUGAAGACUAGCCCAAUAAAAGUGAAGGAACAUGCAUCAACGACUAUGAUCAAUUACCACUGCUCGGGCUGUGGCACAACUUACGACCAGCCUUUAGGAAAGAAGACUCAAGAUGAGAAAACGGGAAGAUAUAAGUUUACCAUGGCUAGAGGACCCCCAGUUGGUGAGAAGUGCACAUUCUGCCACAAGACGAUGCAUCUGGCAGGUCCUAUGUGGGCUGGUCAACUUCACAACAAAACGUUCAUUGACAAAAGUCUUCAAAUCUCUAAAUCCCUUGAUAAAGAUGUUUACGGAACUACUGAUAGAAUCGAAGGCAUGCUGACAUUAGCUAAGCAGGAGCUAGAAACGCCGUUUUACUUCAAGCCGGGGUCUCUCUCCUCAGUGAUCAAAUGUCCAGCACCACCUAUUAAUGAAUUGGUCUCGGCAUUGGGGAAUCUAGGAUAUAUGGCAUCCCUCACACAUGCGAUGCCCUCGGCCAUUAAAACGAAUGCGCCCUGGGAAGCUAUUUGGUACAUUAUGAAAACCUGGCUAAACCAUAGAAAGGAGGAAUCUGGAAAGAAUUUAAGUGAAACGUCUCCUGGCUAUGCCAUCAUACACAAUGAUCAGAUUGGAAAGGAUAUCGAACUCAAGGAGUACGAGGAGUUAUACAAGAAAAAUGACCUUUACCAUGAAAUUAAGAGUCUCAGAAACUUCAAGAUUGUCCGGUUUCAACAGAACCCAACCAAGUUUUGGGGACCCAAAGCAAAGCCUACUAAUUAG
Messenger RNA from Komagataella phaffii GS115, 1536 nucleotides. RefSeq names its product tRNA methyltransferase, localizes to both the nucleus and mitochondrion to produce the modified base. Gene Ontology annotation, cellular component: nucleus. Gene Ontology annotation, molecular function: RNA binding. Gene Ontology annotation, biological process: tRNA N2-guanine methylation. The coding region runs from base 1 to 1536 and encodes 511 amino acids. The transcript has a single exon. The record is from RefSeq and is a predicted model, not a curated record. NCBI's taxonomy places the organism in Eukaryota, Fungi, Ascomycota, Pichiomycetes, Pichiales, Pichiaceae.